Molecule: messenger RNA, 875 nt
Organism: Choloepus didactylus (southern two-toed sloth)
Lineage: Eukaryota; Metazoa; Chordata; Mammalia; Pilosa; Megalonychidae
Gene: SVBP
Product: small vasohibin binding protein
Exons: 3
Coding region: 329-529 (66 amino acids)
Biological process (GO): protein secretion; negative regulation of protein ubiquitination
Cellular component (GO): apical part of cell
Source: RefSeq, a predicted model, not a curated record
CAGUGGUGGGAAAGUUCUGGCCCAAAGACGGGAGAGGGGAUGCGAGGCUAGCGCCUGCCGGUUGAAAACUAGACCUCAGUGUUCUCUUAACAGCCCCUCACCGGGCACAGCGCUCUACUGUAUAUGAAAUCCUUCCACGUCGCUUUUCUCCCUUGAUGCUUACAUAGCAGCUCUUGGAGAGAGGUCGGAGAAGGGACUGUUGUCCCAUUUCGCCGAUGGAGAAAACUGAGACUCAGAAUGCAGGAAGGAAUUGCCUAAGGCCACCCCUCAAAACCGUAGCCGUGCGACUCAGGUGAGAACUAACUAAGAAGUAUUCAGAAGCCAAACCAUGGAUCCACCGGCACGUAAAGAAAAAUCCAAAGUUAAAGAACCUGUCAGCAGAGUUGAGAAGGCCAAGCAGAAAUCAGCCCAGCAGGAGCUGAAACAAAGACAAAGAGCAGAGAUCUAUGCCCUCAACAGAGUCAUGACAGAACUGGAGCAGCAGCAGUUUGAUGAGUUCUGUAAACAGAUGCAGCCUCCUGGAGAGUGAGCCACCCUGUGUUCAACCUAGGUGGGACCCUGGAGGCUUGCUUUGUGAGCCUUGUUACCAGUUUUAAGCUGAGGUGGCUUAUUUGGAGCUUUACAGAACCAGACAAGAAGACAUUUGUGUUUUUCUUAAAACUGGAUCAAUCUGAACUGAUUUCCUGUAAUAACUUCCACUUCACUGGUUCCUCCAAUCUGAAUUGGCCCAAUGCUUACUGAAGAGACUUGUUUUCUUUUUCUAAGACAAUAGAUCCUUUUUUAAAAACAUUUUUCUAUUGCUUGAGAAAAUCAGUGUUUCUUGUAAAAUUGUGUUAUCUUCUCCAAAAAUGCAAAUAAAAUACUAGUAAAAUGUU